This is a messenger RNA of Piliocolobus tephrosceles (Ugandan red Colobus), 3462 nucleotides long. RefSeq names its product zinc finger protein 540 (gene ZNF540). NCBI's taxonomy places the organism in Eukaryota, Metazoa, Chordata, Mammalia, Primates, Cercopithecidae. Gene Ontology annotation, biological process: regulation of DNA-templated transcription. Gene Ontology annotation, molecular function: RNA polymerase II cis-regulatory region sequence-specific DNA binding; DNA-binding transcription factor activity, RNA polymerase II-specific. The transcript has 5 exons. The record is from RefSeq and is a predicted model, not a curated record. Bases 301 to 2286 code for a protein of 661 amino acids.
GCAGGCCCAGCGGCUAAGAUCAGGUCCAGCGCUCCAGAACAGAGCGAUCCCUGAGGCUCCCUUGCUCAAACUGUGGGACUUACCCUACUAUGGUCUGAGCCUACCCUAUUUCAUUAUACUCAAGUAACGCCCCAGAAAUUCCAGAGAAUCUCACACAAAGAGGUUGAAUCUUGCCGUGGUGCCUUCAGGUGAAUGUCGUCCCGGGCUAGAACUGCAAAAGGCUGUCAGGCUGCUCAGAACUUUGCUUCUCCAGCAGAAUAAUCCUGUGGAAGACUGAGCAGUUCUUGUGAGUCUAAAACCAUGGCCCAUGCAUUGGUGACGUUCAGGGAUGUGGCUAUAGACUUCUCUCAGAAGGAAUGGGAGUACCUGGACACUACUCAGAGGAAAUUGUACAGAGAUGUGAUGUUGGAGAAUUAUAGUAACUUGGUCUCACUGGCAGGAUAUUCUGGCUCAAAGCCAGAUGUGAUUACCUUAUUGGAGCAAGGGAAAGAGCCCUGCGUGGCAGUGAGGGAUGUGACAGGAAGACAGUACCCAGGUUGGUUAUCCAGGCAUAAGACCAAGAAAUUAUCUUCAGAAAAGGACAUUCAUGAAAUCAGUUUAUCCAAAGGGAGUAUAAUAGAAAAAAGUAAAACUCUUCAUCUGAAAGGAUCCAUUUUGAGAAAUGAGUGGCAGAGCAAAAGUGAGUUUGAGGGUCAGCAGGGACUUGAAGAAAGAUCAAUCAGUCAAAAGAAAAUCGUCUCUAAAAAAAUGUCAACUGGUAGAAAACAUCCCUCUUUUACUCUGAAUCAGAGAAUUCAUAAUAGUGAGAAAAGUUGUGACUCAAACUUGGUUCAACAUGGGAAAAUAGAUUCUGAUGUGAAACAUGAUUGUAAAGAACGUGGGAGUACCUUGAAUAAUGUCUGCCAGCUUACUCUCCAUCAGAAAAUUCAUACUGGUGAAAAAUCCUGUAAAUGUGAGAAAUGUGGGAAAGUUUUUAGUCAUAGCUAUCAACUUACUCUGCAUCAGAGAUUUCAUACUGGUGAGAAACCCUAUGAAUGUCAAGAAUGUGGGAAGACCUUUAUUCUUUACUCACAACUUAAUCGACAUCAGAAAAUUCACACUGGUAAAAAACCCUAUAUGUGUAAGAAAUGUGAUAAGGGCUUUUUUAGUAGAUUAGAACUUACUCAACAUAAAAGAAUUCAUACCGGUGAGAAAUCUUAUGAAUGUAAAGAAUGUGGAAAAGUUUUUCAACUUGUUUUCUACCUUAAAGAACAUGAAAGAAUUCAUACAGGUAAGAAACCCUAUGAAUGUAAGGAGUGUGGGAAAGCUUUUAGUGUAGGUGGACAACUUACCCGUCAUCAGAAAAUUCAUACUGGUGUAAAACCCUACGAAUGUAAGGAAUGUGGAAAGACCUUUGGACUUAGUUUUUACCUUACUGAACACAGAAGAACUCAUGCAGGUAAGAAACCUUAUGAAUGUAAGGAGUGUGGGAAGUCAUUUAAUGUGCGUGGACAGCUUAAUCGGCAUAAAACAAUUCAUACUGGUAUAAAACCUUUUGAAUGCAAGGUGUGUGAGAAGGCUUUUAGUUAUAGUGGUGACCUCAGAGUACAUUCUAGAAUUCAUACUGGAGAGAAACCAUAUGAAUGUAAGGAAUGCGGGAAAGCCUUUAUGCUUCGUUCAGUCCUUACUGAACAUCAGAGACUUCACACUGGUGUGAAGCCCUAUGAAUGUAAGGAAUGUGGGAAGACGUUUAGAGUGCGCUCUCAAAUUAGUCUACAUAAGAAAAUUCAUACUGAUGUGAAGCCCUACAAAUGUGUACGAUGUGGGAAGACCUUUAGAUUUGGUUUCUACCUUACUGAACACCAGAGAAUUCAUACUGGCGAAAAGCCCUAUAAAUGUAAAGAAUGUGGAAAGGCCUUUAUUCGUAGAGGGAAUCUUAAAGAACAUCUGAAAAUUCAUUCUGGUUUAAAACCCUAUGACUGUAAAGAAUGUGGGAAGUCCUUUAGUCGGCGUGGGCAGUUCACUGAACAUCAGAAAAUUCAUACGGGUGUAAAACCAUACAAAUGUAAAGAAUGUGGGAAGGCCUUUAGUCGUAGUGUAGACCUUAGAAUACAUCAAAGAAUUCAUACUGGUGAGAAACCCUAUGAGUGUAAACAAUGUGGGAAGGCCUUUAGACUUAAUUCACACCUUACUGAACAUCAGAGAAUUCACACUGGUGAGAAACCCUAUGAGUGUAAGGUAUGUAGAAAGGCCUUUAGACAAUAUUCACAUCUUUAUCAACAUCAGAAAACUCAUAAUGUAAUUUAAUAUAAGAAAGGGUUUCCAUGUCAUGUUCUAUUUAUAGAAUAUCAAAAUAUUUAUGACCAGAAAGAAGUUCUGUCAAUGUGUUGAUCUUUUUUUAGACAUAUUAACUUAAUAAAUGUAUGAGUCUUAAAUAUCUCUUAGUUCUCAUUAAAUUUAGGAAAAUUCACACUAGAAAAUAAAGCUGUUAAUGUAACAAUUGUGGAAAAGUGUUCUGGCAACAGCAUAUACUUAUCAUCAUUGCCUUUCCACUACUCUACUGUGUGAUAUUAGACAAAAUAUUUGCUUCUUGGUACCUCAGCUGUAAAAUGAAACACACCUAAAAGUGUGGUUAAUUGUUUCCAACAUAUAUAAUACAGCAACAACUAUCUGGCCCAUGCUGCUUUGGAUUAAUAUUGGAUAUUACUGUUUUUAUUAUCAUCAACAUUAUUAUUAGUAGAUUUCUUAACAGGAAGACACAGUGGAGAUAACAAAUUUGGAAAAGUCACUCAUCACGUAUAUUUCAUGAAGUACUUCUUUGAUAACAUCUGUGUUAUGGGCUGAAUGUUUGUGUUCCCGUAACGAUUCCUAUGUUGAAACAGGAAUCACAAGGUGAUGGUAUUUGAAGGCAGGGCCUUUAGGAGGAAAUCAGGUCAUGAGGGUGGAGGCUUCAUGAAUGGGAUCGCUGCCUUUAUUAGAGGAAGCCAAAGAGCCAGCUAGCUCUUUCAACCGCAUGAGGAUGCAGCAGGAAGUCAGCAGUCUACAGUGCCAAAGAGGGAGGGCCUUUCCCAGAACCCAAGCAUGCUGGCACCCUGAUCUUGGACUUGCAGCCUCCAAAACUGUGAGAAAUAAAUUUCAGUUGUUUAUAAGCCACUGAGUCUAUGGUGUUUAGUUAUGCAGCCCAGAAUAACGAAGGCACUUCAUUAGAAUAUAAAGAAAAUGUAAAGAUCUGAAUUCAGACCUCAUUGCUUAAGUUCUACCAGAAAAUUAAAGAUGAAGAGAAACCCUAAGGAUGUAGUGAGUGGGAGGACCUUAGAAUAUAGCUUUUGAAGCAUCAGAGAGAGGUGUGAGGGGAUUUACCCACAAUAAUGUAGAAAUUAAAUGGAUAGAAAAAAGAAAGCUGUCUGGCCGGGUGCCAUGGCUCGCGCUUCUAAUCACAGCACUGUAGGAGGCCAAGGCAGGCAGAUUACCUGAGGUCAGGAG